AUGUCAGGGGAUGAACGGAUGUAUGAAUCAACUGCUGCAGAGGACCUGCUCCCCAUGCUGCUUGACCGGAUGGAUAUCAUUGUUGGCUGGCUGCAGAAUUGCGUCUCCUGGUUGCUGUGCUGGGAGGAGAUUGUGACCAUGACUGGAGAGGAGGGCGGUGCUGCUGCCUGUCCUAGAGAUCUGGGUGAGCAAUUUUGCGAAAAUGCGCUUGAGAAGCAGGCAGCCUGGUGUAGCAGAUAUAAAAGGAACACCACAGGAGCUGAACAGAAGAAAGAAUCAGAAAGUACAGUCCCUUAUCAUGAAGAAGAUAAGGAGCAACCCACCUUUGACCCCUGUGGCAAAACGGGUGGAAUGGUAGAGAAAUGUGAUGGACUAACAAAUCAACAAAGACCUCUACACAUCGUGUGGCCUCACAGGUGGAAACAUGACAAAGACCUUGAGGCCACCUUCAAGACAAUACUAAAGCUGAAAGAGAAGGGACUAAACUUUCAAGUGUCCGUCCUUGGUGAGACCUUUACUGAUGUGCCAGACAUCUUCACAGAAGCCAGAAAAGACCUAGCUGCCUGGGUCUCACAUUGGGGCUACAUAUCCAGCAAAGAAGAUUACUUCAAAGCUCUGUGUGAGGCAGAUGUUGUAGUUUCAACAGCCAAACGCAAUUUCUUUGGAGUGGCAAUGUUAGAAGCUAUUCAUUGUGGGUGCUAUCCACUCUGCCCAAACAUUUUGUUUUAUCCUGAAAUAUUUGAUGCUGAAUAUCUGUACUCUACACCUUAA
Messenger RNA from Polyodon spathula (Mississippi paddlefish), 771 nucleotides. RefSeq names its product glycosyltransferase-like domain-containing protein 1. Lineage: Eukaryota; Metazoa; Chordata; Actinopteri; Acipenseriformes; Polyodontidae. The transcript is spliced from 7 exons. The record is from RefSeq and is a predicted model, not a curated record. Bases 1 to 771 code for a protein of 256 amino acids.